Messenger RNA from Lactuca saligna, 354 nucleotides. The record is from the annotation of a GenBank genome assembly. NCBI's taxonomy places the organism in Eukaryota, Viridiplantae, Streptophyta, Magnoliopsida, Asterales, Asteraceae.
AUGGAGAACGGAUCAUUGGUCGGAAACUUGUAUCUUGGGAAACUCAUUUGGGAGACAAGAUUCGAGAACGCAAAAGGAACAGCUAAAGGGGAUAGAAUAGGGAAAUCAAUUUUUUCGACAGUGCGAGAGACUCAAGGAUACAUGGCUCCUGAAUGGGUGUUUAAUCUUCCAAUUACUUCAAAAGUCAAUGUAUUUAGCUAUGGGGUUGUGAUACUAGAGAUGAUUACAGGACGGACUGUUGGGAAGAUUAGGGUUUGCGGUGGAGAUCUGGAUACCAGCUUGGAUCGUGAUAUCACCUUCCCAACUGAUAUUUCCACCCUAUGCCUGAGCUACAAGAAAUUCAGUCUAGGAUAA